AUGGGUAAACGGAAGAGCUCCAGCAAACCUCAGGGACCCAAGAAGGCUGUCCCUCUCCCUACGACCUUUACCUGCCUCUUCUGCAACCACGAGAAGUCUGUCACCGUGAAGCUUGAUAAGAAACUCGGCAUUGGCUAUCUGGAAUGCAAGGUCUGUGGCCAGAAGUUCCAAUGCGCCAUCAACUAUCUUUCCGCAGCCGUUGAUGUUUACGGCGAGUGGGUAGAUGCAGCCGGUAAGGGGAACCUCUUCGCGUUAUUUCUUGUGCGCGUGCCUUUGCGUCAACAAACGAUACGCCGACUGACACAAACUCCUUUAGAUUCCGUGGCCAAGGAGAAAGUCGAGAAUGAGACCAGUGGUGGCCGACUGGGCCUCGCCGAUUCGGGUCGCUAUGCGCCUGGCCGCGUAGGCCCAUCAUCGCGAGACAUUGACGACGACGACGAUGGCGGAGACAGACGAUACGCGGGCGAAGGCAUUGUGGACGACGAUGAAUACUGA
Messenger RNA from Sporothrix schenckii 1099-18, 495 nucleotides. RefSeq names its product transcription elongation factor. The transcript is spliced from 3 exons. Gene Ontology annotation, molecular function: RNA polymerase II complex binding. Gene Ontology annotation, biological process: transcription elongation by RNA polymerase II. Gene Ontology annotation, cellular component: transcription elongation factor complex. The coding region runs from base 1 to 495 and encodes 164 amino acids. The record is from RefSeq and is a predicted model, not a curated record. Lineage: Eukaryota; Fungi; Ascomycota; Sordariomycetes; Ophiostomatales; Ophiostomataceae.